This is a messenger RNA of Eruca vesicaria subsp. sativa (arugula), 976 nucleotides long. The record is from the annotation of a GenBank genome assembly. NCBI's taxonomy places the organism in Eukaryota, Viridiplantae, Streptophyta, Magnoliopsida, Brassicales, Brassicaceae.
UCCAAUAUCUUUCGCUCUCUGUUCUCCGACUGUCGGACGGAUUUCACACUUGUGACCGGCAUUGAAACACGAGAGUUGACUCACGAUGGCUAGGAAACGAAAACGAUCGCUCUUGGAGAAAGUGAUAAACUCACCGACAGAGAAAGAACAUGGUACGAGUCCUAACCUCACCAAGUACUGGCUUCAACGCUACGACCUCUUCUCAAAAUACGACCAAGGUAUCGAGAUGGACGAAGAAGGAUGGUACUCUGUAACCCCGGAAGAAAUCGCAAUCAAUCAGGCAGAGAGAUGCCGUGGGAAAGUGGUGAUUGAUUGCUUCUCAGGCGUUGGUGGCAACACCAUCCAAUUCGCUAAAGUGUGUUCUUCUGUGAUUGCUAUAGACAUUGAUCCUGUGAAGGUCGAAAUGGCUAUCAACAAUGCAAUGGUUUAUGGAGUUAAUGAUCGUGUAGAUUAUAUCGUUGGUGAUUUCGUUCACUUAGCUCCAUCUCUCAAAGGAGAUGUAUUGUUUCUUUCACCACCAUGGGGAGGACCAAUGUAUAACAAAGUUAAGAGUUACACACUGGACAUGCUCCAACCAAAAGACGGGUACGAAUUGUUUCAGAUUGCUCAAUCCAUUACGCCUAACAUCAUAAUGUUUCUACCGCGAAAUGUCGAUAUAGCACAACUGGAAGAACUUGCUUGGCUCUCCUCGCCUCCUCUAUCUCUUGAGAUAGAAGAAAAUUGUGUUGGAGGAAAAAUCAAAGCCAUAACGGCUUAUUUUAGUUGCAGUGUGGUUUAGUUGAGAAAAUUAGGACUCUUUUUGCAUCAAAUUUAUCUGUCUGCAUCAAGCUUUUGAGGAGUUGCUCACUAAUUAUAUAUUCCUGCAACCUUGUAAUUUUUUAGAGAGUUCUUUUUGUAUAAUCCUGAUAUCUAUUUCUGAAGACACAUAACUCAUUCUAUCUUUAACAUUUUAAGUUGUCCAAUGAAUGCAUUUUCA